GGAAGUCAAAGUCAAUGGAACAAGAACUGAACGAAGCCAUCCGUGGCAGCAGAGGAAGAACCGAAGAGGCGAGUCCGGGGAAGUUUCAUUGUUCACAUUUUGAAGUCGAAGCGAAAUUCGUAAGGAAGCUUCGAGGAGGGCGUUAUAAAGAGUCCAAUCACAAGUCACUCGCAGUCACUGGGAAAAAGAGAGAGCGAAAUAGCUCCAACAGACAUUCCCUCUGCCGCCGCCGCGAACCACCUGCUCCUCUCAUUCUACUACCCUCAUUGAAGCUUGGAAUUGAAAUUUGUGAUUCUGGGGAGUGGACUGUGAACUCUGGAGUUGAGCUAUGGCAAGUUGGGUUGGACAAUCGGCCUUUGGAUCUGUAAUUCAAGAGGUGUUUGAUUCGGUUUCCAAAAUCAUCAACAUGGGUCAAAAGUACCCCAGCACCCUCCAAACCAUCAUAUCAACGUUGGAGGAUUUGCGUCCUCUGGUACAUGAGAUAAUACAGUAUACCCAGGAAUUGGAUCGCCCAAGAGCAGAAGUGGAAACACUGGCUAGAGAAAUGCGAGCAGGGGAAGAGCUUGUUUGCAGGUACUCCAAUAAAUCUCUCUGGAACUUUCUCUGUUUUCCUUAUUACCAGAAGAAGCUUCAAGCAAGGGACGAGUCACUGAGGAGGACAUUAAGCGUUGACGUUUCAAGCUCAGAUGGCAGGGGAUUUGACGGAGAUCUUAAAGAAGAUGACAGAUGUUCUUAUGAUCCUCUCCGAGCAAUUUGGGCUCACAAACUCUGGUUUUAGCACAGCUCUGUAUGGGACUUCUGAAAACCCAGACUUCACUGUUGGAUUGGAUGCGCUUAUGAAUCAAUUAAAAUUCGACCCGCUCAAGGGUGGUGUACCCUUCUUAAACUUGACUGGUUUUGGAGGAUCUGGGAAAACCACUCUGGCUAAAAAGCUCUGUUGGGAUCCUGAAGUUUUAGGUAAAUUCAAAAAAAAAAUAUCUUCUUUGCGACCUUCUCAAAAACGCCCAACUUGAAGAUCAUUGUGGAGAAACUAUUUGAACACUUUGGGCAACCCAAGCCUGAAUUUCAAGGCAAUGAAGAUCCAGGAUACA
Prosopis cineraria is the source of this 1091-nucleotide messenger RNA. RefSeq lists its product as uncharacterized. The record is from RefSeq and is a predicted model, not a curated record. Bases 687 to 1013 code for a protein of 108 amino acids. Lineage: Eukaryota; Viridiplantae; Streptophyta; Magnoliopsida; Fabales; Fabaceae. Gene Ontology annotation, biological process: defense response to fungus. The transcript has 2 exons.